Rhopalosiphum padi (bird cherry-oat aphid) is the source of this 3279-nucleotide messenger RNA. Its product is annotated as ataxin-2 homolog. NCBI's taxonomy places the organism in Eukaryota, Metazoa, Arthropoda, Insecta, Hemiptera, Aphididae. Gene Ontology annotation, cellular component: extracellular region. The transcript has 7 exons. The record is from RefSeq and is a predicted model, not a curated record. Gene Ontology annotation, molecular function: chitin binding. Bases 750 to 2822 code for a protein of 690 amino acids.
CACCGACCGCGUUACGCGCACACCGUCGUCGUCCCGCCGUCAAAUCAGCCGCGGCAGAGCUCUCUCAGUGUCGGUUCGUCGGUCAUACGCAAUAUACGACGCACGCACCGCGGUCGUCGGCUGUUUUUAACAACACCAUCAACAAUAAUAAUAACCAAUCGUAAUAAUAAUAUUGCAAUCGUCGUGUUUUACUCGUUCUGUUUGAAUUAUUAUUAUAAUAAUAUCGUACGCGCAUAAUUAUAUUUUAUACCGAUCGUUCGACGGGAGAUCUGAAAACUUAGCGACGCUCGUUCGGGGUGUGUCUACGCUUUUCUGUCACUGCCGCGGCACAUUUGUGCGAUAUUAUAUAUUAUAGGCGUCUGUUAUUAAUUCUGUUUCGGCCCGUUGAUCAGCUGACGAAAACCGCGACGUUUCGGUACCCCCGCAGCCGAGUCGUCCGCGCGUCAUACCAUCACGCGGGUGUAUAAUACACACUCGUCGCGACCUUCGCGAGUAAUGCGCACUGCAGCAGACCCGGAGCCGACGACGUGGUGAUAUACCGGACGACAGCCCGCCCGCCGACCGACGGCAUCGUCGUAACCGUUUGCGCGACUACGUGCCUACGCCUUCAUAUAUGCACCUAGAUUACGUCCGCGGAAAACGCAACUCCGCACGACGAUCCCGUUGACCGCCGAGGUCCAUGCGACCCUCUUGCACGCACCUCCCCGAACGUCCACGACUGUCCGCAGUACGACAAGGAUCUCACUGAAAUGAGACGGCUCAAAAUUAUAUUCAUUUGUAAGCUGACAAUAUGUUUACUGACAUGGUCCGUAUUUGUAGCGGAGUUAGAUGCGCUACGAGGUUCUGCUGUUGUACUUCAAGCAAGAGCGAAAGCGGACAAAAAAAAUUCGGACCCGGAUGAAGCUAUCGACGUGGACGAAAAUGGGGAACAAGUCGAGUUGAACGUGACUACGACCACCAAACCCACGUUGACAGGCAUACCGCAGAUCGACUAUGUGCACGAUCCAAACUUGCCCCGGGAGCUAAACGGUUACAACUUGACGGACUAUCCGUUCCUAAACUCGGUACCCGAGGAGAUCGAAUUCAAAUGCGACGGAUUGCACGAUGGUUUUUAUGCGAGCAUUCCCCACAAAUGUCAGCUCUACCAUCACUGUCUGUUCGGCACGAGGUUUGACUUCCUGUGCGCCAAUUACACAGCUUUCGAUCAAAAGACGUUCAUUUGCCAUUUUGUGUCCCAGGUGGACUGCCCAAACUCGGCCAAGUACUUUAGCAGAAAUGAUGCGCUGUAUAAAGCCGCCGAAACGACAACGCUGCCGACCACCACCACGUCCACGACAGCCGCGCCUCAGCAACCACAGCAGCAGCAACAACAGCAACAACAACUACAACCACAACAACAACAACAACAACAACAACAACCGUUCUAUCCGCAAUAUCAACAGCAGCAGAUGCCGUACGAAGGGCGCAGGGCCAUGCCACCAGGUUACGCUCAGGGCCGGAAGCGCAGGCCCACUUAUCGGAGGCGUAGACCUGUGUACGAGUAUUAUUACGUAGAUGACUACGACGACCAGCAGGAGUACUACGACGACAGCGUCGAGCACAUGCCGGUGGCCAAAAAACCCAUAAGAAAACAUUCUCGGUUCAACAAUUACAAACAGGCCGACCUAGAAGCCGAUUACCAGGAAAGCAGUUUGGAAUCGGACGCGCCGCCGAGUGGUAACUUUAAACAGCACAGGGGACAACAGCACGCGCCACAGCAGCAGCAGCAACAACAGCAACAGCAACAACAACAACAACAGCAGCAGCCACGGCAACAGCAACAACCAUCGUCGGCCACCGCAGUUACGAAGAACGUGUCCAAUCAGAUAUCUUCGGUAUACGACAAGCCCAGGGCCCCGCCCAAGAUCCGCCGCCCGGUGCCCAUCAACGAACGGGAUCGAUACGAUUACACGUCCGUUUCCAAGUCUGGCCUACAACCCGGUCCGUCGGCGGCCGCCGCUCCCGCGUCCACCACCGCGGCCACCAGCACCACCAGUACCACCACGGAAGCCGCACCGGCCAAGUCAGGGUCCAAGGCCAAAGAGCCGCCACGGCCGGCCGCGACCGAAGAUCCGAUUGAGUAUUACGACGACGACGAGGAAGUGGUGGCCGACGACGAGUACGCGGCGGAACCGGAAGUACCGGCCGCCGUGAAAUCCGCGGUCGCCGCCACCGCCGCCGCAUCGAAGCCCGACCAAGCGGUCAAGCCGGCCAAGGCAGCCGCCGCACGGACGGCCGUCCAGGUGGUCGACUACGACGCGGACCGCGGACGGCGCCCGUCGGUCGCUACGGUCAGGGCCAAUAAGCCGAGCAGCAGGGUGUCGGCGCCCGUCGCGCCGCCGCAGCCACAGCAGUCUGCGGCGCCACGGAAGAGGCCGGCAGCAGAUCGCGCGGCCGACGAUUACGAGGACGAACUGCCGGCCGCGGCCACACGGCAGUCGAUCUCCGCGGCGACCAAGCAACGAGCGUCCGGGCCGUUCUUGAUGCGGCCAUCGAAACCGACGAAAAUCAACCGGUCACAGCCGGCCGAUGUCGACGACGAGGGAGCGGACGAACCGGCGGAGGCGGUCUACCAGCAGGCCAGGCAGCCGCAGCGAGUGAGCGUCAGGCAAGUGAUGGCCGUUUCGCACAACAACAGGCACAGGCCGCAGCAACAGCAACAGCAGGCCGCCGCGACGCAGUACAACAGCAACAAACACGCGGCGAGGGCGACGUCCGCGGCCAACAGGAUGAGGCCCAUGCGGCCCGUCUACGAGUACGCCGACGAAUACUACGACGAAUAAUAAUAUUAAAUUGACCACAACGAUUAUGUAUAAUAAUAUUAAAAUAGUACGCCGUCGUAUGAACGAGUUGGUUAUAAAUUAUGUAUAGGUGAUGUAAUAUUGCGUAGGUGCAGUGGCUCUGCUCGGAGCGGUACAGUUAUAUAUUAUUAUUAUAUUAUGUUAUAUUCUAUAUGAUUAUAUGCUAAUAUGGCGGCGAAUUUUUAGCAAAACGACAACGACGGAAAAAACGUAUUAUUAUUAUGAACUAAGUAUGAUUAUCAUCGUGCGUCGGACACGCGUUAAUAUACAUACCUAUAAUAGACAUAAACGAAAUAUUAUAUUAUUAUUAUAUACCUAUAAGGCUAUAAAUAAAUAAAUAUAUAUAUAUAUAUAUAUAUAUAUAUAUAUAUACACUAUAUACUACGCGAUAAGUAUAUGAUUUUGUGUAAUUAAUAUAUAACAUAAUUUUAUUACUAUA